UACAGAGUUCGCCAGAGAAUGAAUUCUGGUUGUUAUUUUCUUUUGAAUUCGUCAAACUUCAGUUUCAGUAUUAGCUGUGACAUUUUAUUUAUUAAUUAAUUUUUUUUCAAAGUUAUCCAUUUAUACUCUUGACAUGUUACCAGGAAAACUAGCUUUUGUGACUGGAGCCGGAGGAGGUAUCGGUCGAGCGAUUUGCCGUGUGAUGGCUCGAGAAGGUGCCACAGUCGUAGCAGCCGACCUAAACAUAAAAAAUGUACAGACCACUGUUGAAGAGCUCACAGGCGAAGGUCACAAAAGUUAUCAAUUGGAUGUGUCCGAUGUUGAAUCCGUCACAAAAGUGUUGAAACAAGUGUUCACGGAUUAUUCUGCACCACCGACUGUAGUGGUCAAUGCUGCAGGAAUUACAAGAGACAAUUUCAUGUUGAAAAUGUCUGUGCAAGAUUUUGAGAGUGUAUUUAAUGUUAAUGUAAAGGGAACUUUUCUUAUCACCCAAACCAUUUGUAAAGAACUUGUGGAGAAAAAUUUAUCUGGUUCCAUAGUGAAUAUUGGAAGUAUAGUCGCACAACGUGGUAAUAAAGGACAGUGCAAUUAUUCAGCUAGCAAGGCUGCUGUUGAAAUCUUCAGUAAAACAGUAGCAUUAGAAAUGGCACGACACAACAUCAGAUGUAACACUGUGUUGCCAGGAUUUACAGUAUCUCCUAUGACUGAUAUGAUACCUGGGAAUAUAAAAGAAUUUUUUAAAACUGCCAUUCCCAUGAAUAGAUUUGCCGAUUCUGAAGAAAUAGCUGAAGUAGUGACAUUUUUGGCGUCUGAAAAAAGUUCAUACAUUACUGGUACAUCAAUUCCAGUUAGUGGCGGUUAUUAAUAUUAGAAUUAUAAAUUCUAUAAACUUGCAGCUUAUACACAGGACAAUAUUUUGAUAAAAAAUUAUUUUUAUACUUAAGAUACUUGUUAUGUUUUUAAUAGUUUUAUAAUUAUAUGGAUAGUCUACUCGUAUAUUGGUUAUGA
Messenger RNA from Rhopalosiphum maidis (corn leaf aphid), 1008 nucleotides. Its product is annotated as estradiol 17-beta-dehydrogenase 8. The coding region runs from base 134 to 865 and encodes 243 amino acids. The record is from RefSeq and is a predicted model, not a curated record. Gene Ontology annotation, molecular function: oxidoreductase activity. Lineage: Eukaryota; Metazoa; Arthropoda; Insecta; Hemiptera; Aphididae. The transcript has 6 exons.